Messenger RNA from Eriocheir sinensis (Chinese mitten crab), 1025 nucleotides. RefSeq lists its product as uncharacterized. The record is from RefSeq and is a predicted model, not a curated record. Lineage: Eukaryota; Metazoa; Arthropoda; Malacostraca; Decapoda; Varunidae. The transcript has 5 exons. Bases 115 to 432 code for a protein of 105 amino acids.
GACAACUCGUCCCCUCACUCAUCCGGCCGCUAGCUUGAUGUCCUCACCGCCAACCUGUCUCUGCAAACACACGUGACUCGACUUGUAUAGAACAAGCAAGCAAACCAGUGAGCCAUGAGGGACGCAAGCACAGUGACGCGGGUGCUGUCGCUGGUGGUGGUGGUGGUGGUGAUGCUGCUGAUGGAGUCUGCCGAGGCCCAUGGAUUCGGGGGCAGAGGCUGGGGAUUCGGGUGGGGAGGACUCUGGGGCCGUAUGAGGAACCUUAACACCUUCUUGGAACGCUGUCUGUGUGGCUCGGACGCAUGCGCCGGCUGUUUUAACCGGGUGGAAGCAGGCAACAUUACUACUUAUGCAGAUCUCGGCGCCUGUCUGGACGCUGCAAAUGUCACUGCACUGACAAUGAACACACCUUGCAGAAACUUCUUCGGCUAAAACAGCAGAUGAUGAGAACCAUGACCUGACCAAGACCAGGAACCCAGGCCACUGCUGCUACAUCUCUGCUCCUGCUAAUUCUCCUGUUGGUACACCUCUGACCCUGCUGCUGGUGCUGCUGCUGGUGCUGCUGCUACCCUUCCGAGGAGUCCAGAAAUCUCUAGAACCCUUGUACCUUCUAACAGCGUCACUACCACCAACAGCAACAGCAGGCUUCUGUAACGCUCCAGGGCGCUAAGAGCUCGCUGACGGGGGCGAUUACUGUUCCUCCAUGAGUCUCCUCCUUGAGCCUCCUCCUUGAGCCUCCUCCACCUCCUCCUCCUCCAUCACAUCAGUUCCUCCGUCCCUCUAGUCGACACAUUGUCUAACCGUUUGUCUGUCGGUCCAUUUUUAUGUAGCGCUUCUUGGCAAAAGAGAGAGAGAGAGAGAGAGAGAGAGAGAGAGAGAGAGAGAGAGAGAGAGAGAGAGAGAGAGAGAGAGAGAGAGAGAGAGAGAGAGAGAGAGAGAGAGAGAGAGAGAGAGAGAGAGAGAGAGAGAGAGAGAGAGAGAGAGAGAGAGAGAGAGAGAGAGUGUGUGUGUGUGUGUGUGUGUGU